Messenger RNA from Protopolystoma xenopodis, 216 nucleotides. The record is from the annotation of a GenBank genome assembly. NCBI's taxonomy places the organism in Eukaryota, Metazoa, Platyhelminthes, Monogenea, Polystomatidea, Polystomatidae.
AUGCUUCACGAGAGUGCCUCAAGUCGAGGAUUUAAUGUUGGACACACUCACGACCACGCGGACAGACGACGCAGGACUGGCCGCAUGUUACGCCAGGUCUUACUGUGCCUCCGACCCAGUUGCCAAGGCGAAGUCAAGCCGAUGCUGAUGUGCCGAGGUCGCACGGUCUCCGGGCCGACCGAGAAGCGACCAUGGAAGGCGAGCUGGACACAUUGA